This is a messenger RNA of Melozone crissalis (California towhee), 1649 nucleotides long. It is a transcript of the gene AKR1A1, whose product is annotated as aldo-keto reductase family 1 member A1. The coding region runs from base 62 to 1045 and encodes 327 amino acids. The record is from RefSeq and is a predicted model, not a curated record. Gene Ontology annotation, cellular component: cytosol. The transcript has 9 exons. Lineage: Eukaryota; Metazoa; Chordata; Aves; Passeriformes; Passerellidae. Gene Ontology annotation, biological process: aldehyde catabolic process. Gene Ontology annotation, molecular function: aldose reductase (NADPH) activity.
GCAGCAGCGGGAGCAGCAGCCUCAGUAACGGCGGCAGCAGCGGUCGGUACCGGCGGCAAAAAUGCCUGCAACGUGUGACUUCGUUACACUCCACACUGGGCAGAAGAUGCCUCUCGUGGGACUGGGAACUUGGAAAAGUGACCGUGGCCAAGUGAAGGAGGCAGUGAAGCACGCCCUCAGCGUGGGCUAUCGCCACAUCGACUGCGCCGCCGCCUACGGCAACGAGGCCGAGAUCGGGGAGGCCUUGCAGGAGUGCGUGGGGCCCAGCAAGGUUAUUAAAAGGGAGGACCUGUUUGUAACAUCAAAGCUCUGGAAUACCAAGCACCACCCAGAAGACGUAGAGCCAGCACUGAGGAAAACACUUGGAGAUAUGAAACUGGAUUACCUGGACCUGUACCUCAUGCACUGGCCUCAUGCCUUUGAACGAGGGGACAAUCCCUUCCCAAAGAAUCCCGACAACACCAUGCGUUACGACUACAUUGAUUACAAGGAGACCUGGAAGGCCAUGGAGAAACUGGUGGAGAAAGGUCUUGUGAAAGCCAUUGGGCUGUCAAACUUCAACAGUCGGCAGAUCGAUGAUGUGCUAAGUGUGGCUACUGUGAAGCCAGCUGUGCUCCAGGUGGAAUGCCAUCCUUACCUAGCUCAGAACGAGCUGAUUGCUCACUGCCAGAAGCGAGGGCUGGUGGUCACUGCCUACAGUCCCCUUGGCUCUCCGGAUCGCAUGUGGAAACACCCGGAUGAGCCUGUGCUGCUAGAGGAACCUGGGGUCCAAAAAAUUGCUGAAAAAUACAGCAAAUCACCUGCACAGAUUGUUCUCAGGUGGCAAGUGCAGCGUAAAGUGGUUGUCAUUCCCAAGAGUGUCACUCCUGCUCGCAUUCAGCAGAAUCUGCAGGUGUUUGACUUCAGCCUCACAGAAGAGGAGAUGAGCCACAUUGGAAACCUGAAUAAAAACUGGCGUUACAUCGUGCCAAUGAUUACGGUGGAUGGAAAGCUUGUAGCCAGAGAUGCUGGACACCCCCACUACCCCUUCAAUGAGCCCUAUUAACUGCUGGAAAACAAGGUGUUAAAGUAAUGCUCCAGUAAUUGCCUUUCCACAGAGUAAUUGUUGCCACGAUUUUUUGACAGUUGCCACUGUCCAAAUUAAAACCUUCCUUCCCAAGGGGGUUUUCCUACAAUGAACUGCUUCUAAUCCACCUCCUGCCUGGAGAUCCUGUAGCUUCUGUUCCAAAGUUUGUGGAUUUAUCACAAUGACUGCUGGCUGGCUCCUGGAGGCAUCAGAUCUUUUGGAGAUUAGAUAAAGAGUGAAGGAGUCUAAGCCAAGUUCCAAUCACAUCGUUAUCAGACAAGGGCAUUACUUUGGUUCCUACUGUGAAACGGUUUAGAAAACUUCAGUUACUACCAUGAUGAGGGAAAAAAAGGGUGAAGGUGUGAAAGUUUUUUAAGGCUAAAGAAUUGCUCAGCCAUCAACUUUGAUAUCUUUAUUAAUAAUUUUUUACAAAGGGAAUAAAGUGAAAGGUGCUACAAUUGCACUAUGUCCAUAAACCAUGCAUUAAAACCAAGUAAUCAGCCAUGCCCAGUGCUUUUUUCCACUUCAUAGUACUUUUGGGACCUAGAGUUGUCAAUUUUCUCUUUGUUUUAAUUUGCCUGUA